This is a messenger RNA of Ceraceosorus bombacis, 669 nucleotides long. The record is from the annotation of a GenBank genome assembly. NCBI's taxonomy places the organism in Eukaryota, Fungi, Basidiomycota, Exobasidiomycetes, Ceraceosorales, Ceraceosoraceae.
AUGCAAGUUGUCAGCGCCAAGGUCGGAGAGAUCGCGAGUCUCCACGGGGCCAAAGCUGACGUCCUUGAGAAGCAAGUGAGCAGCCUCAACACCGCCGGAGAGGUCACCAAAAUGUCCACGCGCACCACCUGCGAUGUUUUGGUUGCCUUGGAGGUGGUCCAGCAAGAGGCUGCCCAGAACCUGGCCGUCAUGAUGCAAGGCAUUCAAGCCUUGUCACAUGAGGACAAGGAGUGUUGGGCCGCUCUCGAGCUGCGUGUUCUGGACAUGGGCAAAACAGUUCAAACCCAGACAAGGGAGAACAAUAGGCUCGAGAACAAGUUCAAAGAGCUGGCUACAAAGAUGCAAGUUGUCAGCGCCAAGGUUGGAGAGAUCAGAGGGGGUAGAGAUUUGACCUCAUAUCCAACUCCUCCUUGCGGCGCAGCACAAGCUUUGUGGCCCUGGUCACCUUUUUUUCCCCAUUGCGCUGCUUGCGCUCAAACUUUGCACGCGCCUCUUUGUUCUCACCCAGUAUGCUCCUGUAAGCCGCACCGUUCUUCCACAUCAGGUGAAUCAGCUCCAAUUCCUUCUUUGCUUCCACUUCUUUGGCCUUGAGAGCGGCAAGCUCAUUGUCCACAGGCUUUGGUGGAGCAACAGGUGGAGAAGGGCGCGCCUUCACAACAGGAAGAAUGA